Molecule: messenger RNA, 2006 nt
Organism: Daphnia carinata
Lineage: Eukaryota; Metazoa; Arthropoda; Branchiopoda; Diplostraca; Daphniidae
Product: carbonic anhydrase-like
Exons: 10
Coding region: 506-1759 (417 amino acids)
Cellular component (GO): plasma membrane
Molecular function (GO): zinc ion binding; carbonate dehydratase activity
Source: RefSeq, a predicted model, not a curated record
UUUUUGCAAUAAAUGGUGCAAUAAAAAAAAUUAAGCUCAUUUCCGUAGAGCUAUAAAGAAAACUCUUGUCACUGUAAAAGUCGAUUAACUGCAACAGCCAGGAAACAACUGAAAGCAACACUAGAGGAAAAAACAAAACUCAAGCAAUGGAAGAAAGAACAACUCCAUUUUUUAUUAUCAAUUCAAGCGGGGAGCUAAGGUCUGUAACAUCAUCCAAGACUAUUCUGGUUGCACGUUUGUUAGGUUUUUGGCAUGCAUAGCAUAUUGAUGCUCAUACAAGGAUAAUCACAAGCCAAUGAGAACAUAACUGGCCAAGAAAACUUACUGGAGUUUACUAGCGGCCAAAAGCUAGAAACACUGAUGACCUUUAAGAGAUGGAACUGCAAGCAUGCCCCAGUUACUGAUUUAUAAUGGUACACAAAUCAUGGAUCCCGCCAAGGUUAACCUCAUUGGAGAUUACGAAUUCAAAUUCCCGACACUAAGGUAUAGGCAUUGAUCAUUCUCCAUGGUCAGCAUCCCACCAGGAAACGCUAUAGGAUCUCGGGGUUUCCUCCUUUCACUGGAAACAAUAAUGUUUAUGGAGGAAAGGCGUUCAUGUUUUACUCACAAGUUACUUGGAUGUGGAGUCGACCACAGUUCGCAUCUCUUACAGUAUAAAAACAAACGAAUCCACCAAACUACUAGAACAGUUCCAUCAACGACCUCGCCGACAAUUGUUGCAACCAACAAUCCAAGUAGAAGUGAAAUGAUUUUCCUUUGUAAGCUCUUGUUAGCGAUGGGCUUUUCCGCUGUAAGUGCCAUGCCAAAAGCAGCGGAGACUACCCGUUCGAAUGAUAGAGAGCUGCAAGGAUCAAUCGCAUUAAAUGGCGGAAGACUACGACAAUCGUCUAUCAAUAGCACUAAAAUCGGAGACAACCAACGUACAACAACAAGUGCUAUUCCCGAUAACUCGCUUCUCAAAGGAAACGCUCAGGUCACCAAAUUACCAAGCCAAUCACCCAUCGAUAUCAUUACUGGCAAAGCCAUCGACGCAGAUUAUGCUUCUUUUCAUUUCGGAAAUUACGAAAAGAUUUUUCCUGAAAGCUUAAAGAACAAUGGGGAAACCGUCAAGUUGAAAAUUGAGACGGAUGAUUUGGAUGAACAUAAUCUCCCUUUCAUUUCUGGUGGAGGGCUGUUCGGCCGUUACAGAUUCGAACAACUUCAUUUCCAUUGGGGUGAAGGCUCGCGGGGUAGUGAGCACAGAAUUGAUGGCAAACAAUAUGCUGCCGAAUUGCACAUCGUUCACUACAAUGCUAAAUACGAAAAUAUAAUGAAAGCUUCUGGCGAAAAGGAUGGGGUAGCUGCUCUAGCCAUCCUAAUUGAGUUGCAAGCUAGAGACAACAAAGUUUUUCGUCAUCUUCAGCAGUUUGAAGCAAUAAUUGAUCCUACUGAGAACGAUAGCGAUAAACUAGAUGUUCCUUUCCCACUGGAUGAUCUUCUUCCCGAUAGCACUGAAAGCUUCUUUCGUUACAAUGGAUCGUUGACCACACCAGUGUUUACUGAAGGCGUCAUCUGGACGGUUUUUGAUACUCCAAUUGCCAUUUCGAAAGGCCAGUUGGCAAAAUUUAGAUUACUUCUGGAUAAGCAAGGAAACCGGAUCAGAGAAAAUGUGCGGGAAAUUCAGGAGUUGAAUGAUAGAGAGAUAUUUUACCGUGCGGAGCAAGAUGCGGAAGACAACGACUUACCAGAUGACGACGAACGAUUCAGUCGUGAUUCCUAGUGACAAAUGACCCGAGGUUUAAAGGAAGAAUGCAAAACUGCCCGUUGUUUUCGAACUGUGUUCCUAGAAGCAGAAGAACUAGCGAGUUAAAAAAUAUGCUUUAUAGAUAAAUUCAUGUGUACCUGUUUUCGAAAAUGAGCAUCACACGUUUCCCUUCUCUAGUUCUUCUAACAAACUACUGAAGAUUCUCAUGAAGCGGUUUUGUACAAGCUGUAAAAUAAAUCAUGCUGUUGCCAUAUUGUCUAUA